AUGGCACAGCAAGUUCAAGGCAAGACGGCCAAGUCACGGGCGCGGGAUCAGCACCCACCAGGCAUCAACCUCGAAUUUGCCCGCCUUCUUCUACAACAUGGGGCCAACGUCCUCUUUUCAGAUCUCGCCCUGCGGCCUGAAGCCGAGGACCUGGUCUACCAGUACCAGUCGACGGCCAACAAGGGUCUGUUCCAGAAGACAGACGUGACGUCGUGGCCCGAUCUGAACGCUAUGUUCAAGACCGCGCAGGAGGCCUUUGGAUCCAUCGACAUCGUCUGUCCCGGCGCCGGGGUCUUCGAACCGCACUGGAGUAAUUUCUGGUAUCCCCCCGGCUCGGCGAAGUCCGGGGACGAUCCCCUGGGAGGACGAUACAAAUUGCUGGACAUCAACCUGACGCAUCCGAUCCGAAUCACGCAAAUGGCCAUCUCGCAUUUCCUGGCCGCCUCGCCGCCGCCCGCGAGCACGUCGAACCCGAAAUCCAUUGUCCACAUAGCCAGCAUUGCAGGCCAGACCGCAUCGCUGCCUGUGCCCCUCCACCAUGUCUCCAAGCACGGCGUGCAGGCUCUUGUCCGGUCUUUGGCGAGCUUGGAGCAGUCUCACGGCAUUCGCGUCACGGCGGUCAAGCCGGGCGUGGUCAAGACGCCUCUGUGGACGGAGAACCCGGAGAAACUCCGCAUGGUAAAGGUCAAGCGGGAUGACGGUGGGGGAGACGGAGACGCUUGGGUCACGCCCGAAGAGGUGGCUCAAGUCAUGCUGGCUUGUGUCAAGGACGACGAGAUUGAUAGCGUCUCCGCAGGCGGAGGCAGUAGUGGGCUGAAGGAACAGAUGGUUCCCAUCAAGGGUGGCACGUGUCUCGAAGUGCUGGCUGGCUCCGUGAGGGAUGUACCUAUGUACAAUAACAUCGGGCCUUAUGCCACAGGCAGGCCGGGCGCCAGUGCCAGUGAUUCACAGAAGCUUGUUGAUGAGGUUAUGGAUGUGUUGAAGCCUGGUUGGGGACAGGUGUGA
This is a messenger RNA of Capronia coronata CBS 617.96, 1005 nucleotides long. RefSeq names its product 3-hydroxybutyrate dehydrogenase. Gene Ontology annotation, molecular function: oxidoreductase activity, acting on the CH-OH group of donors, NAD or NADP as acceptor. Bases 1 to 1005 code for a protein of 334 amino acids. The record is from RefSeq and is a predicted model, not a curated record. The transcript is spliced from 2 exons. Gene Ontology annotation, cellular component: cytoplasm. NCBI's taxonomy places the organism in Eukaryota, Fungi, Ascomycota, Eurotiomycetes, Chaetothyriales, Herpotrichiellaceae.